AUGCCGCCGCCGGACGAGUUGGCGAAGAGGAAGGACGCGCCGCUGCGGGGGAAAAACGCCGCGCGCCGCUGCAGCGGGAGACGCGCCAAGCACCGCGACGCCCUGGACUUGGGCGACCACCUCCUGCGCGCCUCCGACCGCGAAAAGUUCGACCUGCUACACUUCGGCGACAAAGACUUGUCGUUGUCGUCGUCGUCGUCGUCAUGCCCCCUUCCUCCGCUCCCCCCUAACAAACUCUUCUGCCUACUCCUCUCCUGCUCCCUCAAACUAAGCUGCUCCUGCUCAGGCGACCACGAGAAGGAUCCCGACGACGGCCUCCCCGGCGACCCCCACCUCGACCUCUGCUCGUUCGUACCACAACACUCCCCCGUCGGCAAGAAGCGCCACCUACAAUGCGGGUUCCGACCGAUGUUCCUCUUCCGCCUCCUCAAACAAUCCUUCCGCCUCCCCUUCCCCAUGAGCCACGUCUGCUUACACGCCUGGUACUGCGAACUAGGCCUCCCUCCACUCAAGUUAGAACGAAUAAGAAGAGCGCGUCCGAGCGAGGGACGACCUGACCUUGCGGGCGUUAUCGAAGACGCGUCCGACGCCGUUCGGGUUGGAGAGGCAGCUUCGCCCGAUGUUCGCGCAGACGGGCGGCUGCCUGGUGCGGCCGCGUAG
Molecule: messenger RNA, 660 nt
Organism: Trichoderma citrinoviride
Lineage: Eukaryota; Fungi; Ascomycota; Sordariomycetes; Hypocreales; Hypocreaceae
Exons: 2
Coding region: 1-660 (219 amino acids)
Source: RefSeq, a predicted model, not a curated record